GCGCCGGCCACGGCGCCGCCCUGCUCGCCGGCCCCUCUACCUCGGGGCAGACGGACUGACUGCCAGCACCGCCGGCUCCGGGAUGGGCGCGCUGACGGCAGUAUUCUGAAGUCUCAGGAAGCUGGUGCGGUUAAAUGUUCAUGGCCCAUGAGAAAGGCGUAUAGGAAACCAUGGCACUCCCCUUUCAAAAAGACCUGGAGAAAUACAAGAACAUUGAUGAAGAUGAGCUUCUUGGCAAACUCUCAGAAGACGAACUGAAACAGUUGGAAAAUGUUCUUGAUGACCUAGAUCCCGAGAGCGCACUGCUGCCAGCUGGAUUUCGACAGAAAGACCAGACACAGAAAGCAGCCACCGGCCCGUUUGACCGCGAGCACCUCCUCAUGUACCUGGAGAAGGAGGCUUUAGAACAGAAAGACAGGGAAGACUUUGUGCCCUUCACUGGAGAAAAGAAAGGGAGAGUCUUUAUCCCCAAAGAAAAGCCCAUAGAAACUCGUAAAGAAGAAAAAGUGACCCUUGACCCAGAACUGGAAGAAGCUUUGGCCAGCGCCUCCGACACUGAACUCUACGAUCUUGCAGCUGUUCUUGGAGUACAUAAUUUGCUCAACAAUCCCAAGUUUGAUGAAGAAACGGUCAGCACGAAAGGCGGCAAAGGGCCUGUGAGAAAUGUGGUCAAAGGUGAAAAGGUCAAGCCAGUAUUUGAGGAACCACCCAAUCCCACAAAUGUGGAAGUAAGUCUGCAGCAGAUGAAAGCCAAUGACCCCAGCCUGCAAGAGGUCAACCUCAACAACAUUAAGAACAUUCCAAUUCCAACCCUGAAGGAAUUUGCAAAGGCUCUGGAGACCAAUACUCACGUGAAAAAGUUCAGCCUGGCCGCAACCCGCAGCAAUGACCCUGUGGCGAUUGCUUUUGCAGAUAUGCUAAAAGUAAACAAGACCUUGAAAAGUCUAAACAUAGAAUCCAAUUUUAUCACUGGUACUGGGAUCCUGGCCCUUGUAGAGGCCCUCAAAGAAAAUGACACCUUGACAGAGAUAAAGAUCGACAACCAGAGACAGCAGUUGGGAACAGCUGUAGAGAUGGAAAUUGCCCAGAUGCUGGAGGAGAAUUCAAGGAUCCUCAAGUUUGGAUAUCAGUUUACCAAGCAAGGACCACGAACAAGAGUGGCAGCUGCCAUCACAAAGAAUAAUGACCUGGUUCGUAAAAAGCGAGUUGAAGGAGACCGAAGAUAAACUUCCACAAGAAGAGGAAGUUUCACCAUGGUGGCAAUUUCAAAACAAAAGCUCUUCUUCUCCAUUGGGACCAUUUUAUCAAAGGUUGUUCAUUUCCGUUAACCACACAACUAAUAAUUUAAUUGUUAUUCUUUUUUAGCACUACGUAUUUGUCUUGGAUUUUUAAACAUAUACGAUUGUUCUGUUUGCUCAUGGGCACCUCUGGCAACUUGCACCAAUGGACUUAUGCAGAUCUUAGUGGGUGACAACAAUUGAAAACGGUUUAGUGACUUUCAUA
Messenger RNA from Physeter macrocephalus (sperm whale), 1503 nucleotides. It is a transcript of the gene TMOD2, whose product is annotated as tropomodulin 2. Bases 171 to 1226 code for a protein of 351 amino acids. Lineage: Eukaryota; Metazoa; Chordata; Mammalia; Artiodactyla; Physeteridae. Gene Ontology annotation, biological process: actin filament organization; pointed-end actin filament capping; muscle contraction. Gene Ontology annotation, cellular component: myofibril; striated muscle thin filament; cytoskeleton. Gene Ontology annotation, molecular function: tropomyosin binding. The transcript is spliced from 10 exons. The record is from RefSeq and is a predicted model, not a curated record.